Molecule: messenger RNA, 3585 nt
Organism: Numida meleagris (helmeted guineafowl)
Lineage: Eukaryota; Metazoa; Chordata; Aves; Galliformes; Numididae
Gene: ESPN
Product: espin
Exons: 11
Coding region: 1-3213 (1070 amino acids)
Biological process (GO): actin filament bundle assembly
Cellular component (GO): cytoplasm
Molecular function (GO): actin filament binding
Source: RefSeq, a predicted model, not a curated record
AUGGGAGAAGCCCGCGCCGAGGGGCGGCAGAGGUCCCCAGAGCCCCUGCGCUGCGGGGGCAGAGCGGAGAUGGGCGCCCCGAAGGGGCUGGAUGAGCUCGGAGCUGACGGAGCCUCUCUACCCCUCCAGCUCAGCCCCCCAGCCCCGCAUUCUCUCCCUUGCUGGAGGCUCAGAACUUACUCUCCUGGGUGCCAAAGGCCUCUCCCCUUCCUCCCGCAGGACACAGACAACUCCGGUGCCACUAUCCUACAUCUUGCAGCGCGAUUCGGUCACCACGAGGUGAUCGAGUGGCUCCUCCGCUUCGGAGGCAGUGACCCCACGGCAGCCACAGACACGGGAGCGCUGCCGGUCCACUACGCUGCGGCCAAAGGGGAUUUCCCUUCCCUGCGACUUCUCUUAGGACACUGCCCAAGCACGCUCAGUGCCCAGACCAAGACCGGUGCCACCCCUCUGUACCUCGCCUGCCAGGAGGGCCACCUCGAGAUCAUCCAGUACUUGGUGAAGGACUGCGGGGCCGACCCCCAUGUGCGCGCCAACGACGGCAUGACCCCACUGCAUGCUGCGGCCCAGAUGGGCCACAACACCGUCAUCGUCUGGCUGAUGAGCUUCACGACGGUGAGCCUGUCGGAGCGGGACGACGACGGGGCCACGGCCAUGCACUUUGCUGCCAGCCGCGGCCACGCCAAGGUGCUGAGCUGGCUGCUGCUGCACGGUGGUGAGAUCACGGCGGACAGCUGGGGUGGCACACCGCUGCACGACGCUGCUGAGAAUGGCGAGCUGGAGUGCUGCCAGAUCCUGGUGGUGAACGGCGCUGACCUCAGCAUCCGCGACCAGGAUGGCUACACGGCAGCUGACCUCGCCGACUACAACGGCCACAUCCACUGCGCCAAGUACCUGCGCACUGUGGAGAACAUGAGCGUGGAGCACCGUGUGCUGUCGCGAGACCCCUCUGCAGAUGGGGAGUGCCGCCAGCCUGACUCGGGCAUGUCGUCGCCCAACACCACAGCAUCGGUGCCCCAGGCGCGCUUCGAGGUUGGCUCCCCUGCCAGCACCCUGUCCAACUACGACUCCUGCAACUCCAGCCAGUCCAGCACUGGGGAGAAGAGGGGUGGCCCCCACGCGGCCCCCGCAGCCCGGGUCCCCGAGCCGGCGCUCACGGACAUGCAGGCUUACAUGGACAUGCUGAACCCUGAGACCCGCCGGCUCCUGGGGGCCGGGGGGCUCAGCGGCGCUGGAUGGCAUUGCGAGCGCCCGGCUGCGCCCGCGGCACCAGCAGGCGUCUGGGCCCCGGCAGGGCACGGCCGAGCAGGCGAGCACGGGGUGGCGGGGAAGGGGCUCUGCCUUGGCGCGGCACCAUGGGCCGUUAGGGACGCACGCAUGGCUGGCACGGACGGCACCAAGUCGUUCAACAUGAUGUCCCCCACUGGUGACAACUCGGAGCUCCUGGCUGAAAUCAAGGCUGGGAAGAGCCUGAAGCCGACACCGCAGAGCAAAGGCUUCACCACCGUCUUCUCCGGCAGUGGCCAAGCAGGGGCCAACGCUGACUCGCCAGCAUCCUCUCCAUCACCCACCAGGACCCCCACCCCACCAGCCACCCCUGAGGCCGGGGGGCCACCACGCUGCAUGGCAGGGGGCUCUCCAGAGCCAGUGCUUAAUGGGAGCUCGCCAGUGCCAGGGCCGGGGGCCGUGGCCCCCCCAGACGUGGAGGCUCUGGUGCCAAGCCAUGACGAGCAGGGCCGGCCCAUCCCCGAGUGGAAGCGGCAGGUGAUGGUGCGCAAGCUGCAGCUUCGCAUGCAGGAGGAAGAGGAGCAGCGGCGCAAGCUGGAGCCCGGGAGCGUCUCACCCCCCCCGUGCUGGCGCUACUCCGCUGCCCACGGGGGCAUGCUGGGACCCUUUGGGCAGCUCAUGACGGAGGAGGACAUUCUCCGCAUUGAGAGGCAAAUCGAAAACCUACAGGUGAUGCAUAAGGUUCAGACAGUGGAGACAGAGCUGGAGCAGCUGGAGGAGGAGCUGCAGCAGCUCCUGCCGCUCUCAGCCGCCCUGGCCCCCGAGCGCUUCUCCCUCAACCCCCGGCGCCUGCAGGGCCGUGCCGAGGACCUGCCCGCCUGGUGCAGCAAGACCUCUGCGCUGCUGAGGAGCAUGGCCAUGUUGCUGGCUGCCCUGGGGGGCCGCGAGAGCCCUGGGGCAGGGGGAGCAGCGAGCAGCGCCGUGCCGCAGAGGUCCCCGCCUGCUGCUGCCAGCACCCAGCAGGAUGCCCGGCAUGAGAUCCUGCGCUGCGGUGUCUCGGUGCGCAGCCUGAAGGCCAACUACGAGGGGCUGGCGGGAGCCUGUGUGCCCCAUGCCAGGGUCACCAAGAGGAAGCGGUCGCUGCCCCCGGGCACACUGGUGGAUGGCUGCACCCGUGAGCCCGUCCUGGAGGAGGACUAUGGGGAUGAGGAUGUGGAUGGCAUGCCGCGACGGAGCCGCCCGGUACAAACAGAGCUGAGCUGCCUGCAGGAACGCAUCGAUGCGCACAAGGAGCGCGCCGUCUCCCUCUUCCUGGAGCACUGGAAGAAAUGGGCGCUGGCGGAGGCACCAGGCUCACACACCCAUGGAGACGAGCGGCUGCGGCGGCUCUGGAAGCAGCGGCAAGCGGUGGCGAGGCUGCUGGCGCGCUGGAGGAGUGUGGCCCACCGUGUGCCAGGGCGGCAGAUCCGGCGGCUGAGCCGUGCCGACGUGCUUUACUGGCCCGAGCACUUCUUGCCCCACGUGCGAGGCUCGCCCAUGCCCUACGACAGCCUCUCACUGGACCUCUUCAUGCUGGGCUACUUCCAGCUGCUGGAGAUGAACCUCAGCCCCGAGGAGCGGCGCUUCCGGCACUUGCUGUGCUAUGAGAUGUUUGACCGCCUGAGCACCCACAGCUGGGAGUGCAUCCGACGCUUCCACCGCGUCGCGCUGGAGCAGGUUGAGGCUGGACUCCGCUGCUGGCUCGAUGGCUUCGAGGACCUCAAGCAGGAGUUCUUUGGGGACAGCCCCACCAGCACCACCAGCACGGAGGCAGCAGAGGGAUCGAGCCCCAUGCCCCCCUGUCCGGCAGCCACAGCCCGGGGCACGCAGGAGCCAGCCCAGCUGGUCUCAGAGCUGGGGGAGUUCAGUGAUGAGGACAUCUGCCGCUACAUCGACCGCAGCUUCUCCUUCUGGAAGGAGAAGGAGGCAGAGAUGUUUGAUAUCUGAGCCUAGCGGGGUGCUGCGGCAGCAGGGCCAUGGUGGAGGUGUGGGGCUGCCGAGUGCAGAGCUGGGCAUGCAGCUGGGUGCAGGCAGCAGCGAGACUGGUGCAUGGCACGGCUCAGCCGCCCUGCUGCUCUCGUGGCGGAGGGGCUGCAGGUCGGCUCUGUGGACCGCCGGGUUUGGCUUUGUGCCAUGAUGUCCCAGGUGCCCGGACCCCUCGAGGGUCCCGUGGCUGGCUGUGUGUUGAGGUUGCUGUGUGCCGCUUGCUGUGGCAGUGUGUUGUGCUCGGGGCCCUGCUCCCCUUUGGUGUGGUGUUUGCAGUGCCGGGGCAGUGUGGGCCCCCACGUGUCUGUGCAAUAAAGCUGUGUGUGCUGCAAA